AUGCUCCGAUAUGUGGGCACGUCGGCCGAUCGGGAUUUUGUGGACAGAAUCAACUCCUUCUUCACAACGAACAUCUUGAUUGCAUUGGCUGUGCUGGUCAGCUUUAAAGUGAGUUUUUGGCUUGAUUUUGAUGUUAUUCUUGAUGGAUUGGUCGAUAUUGGGAAUUGUUGGUGAAUUUAGAGUGUAAAGUAUAUGUUUUUGUACUUAAAAUGUCAGGAAAAACUUGUAGAAUAUUACAAUAGUAAAUGCUUUAACGAUUUUUAGUUCUGCUUUAAAUUAUGGCUUUUUGUCUGAUAUUAUCCAUGAUGCUUAAUAGGUGUAAAUUGAGAAGGUCAUUUCUUGAUGAAGAUAAAUGUUAAAUAUACUGAGUUUACAUUUAAAUUGUUGAUAAUAUUGUGUAGAUUUUGAAAAUAUAAGUUUUGACUUUGAGUUUUUACUUUCUUUCGAAUUAUGAGGACUUUUGAUAUUACCUAUGGUGCUUUGACAGGUGUAACUUGAAAAGACCAUUUCUUGAUGAAUAUAAAUGUCAAAUAUACUAAAUUUACAUUUAAUUUGUUGACAAUAUUCUUUAGAUUAUGAAAAUAUAACUCUGGUUUUGAGUUUUUACUUACUUUCAAUUUAUUAGGACUUUCGAUAUUAUCCAUGCUGCUUGAUAGGUGUAACUUGAGAAGGCUAUUUCUAUAUGAAUUUGCUUGUUAAACCUAAUGUUUUUUCGUUUAAAAUGUUUAUUAGAAACUGUAGAGUAUUAAAAAAUAAAAAUUUUUGACAAUCGGUUACUUCGCUUUGAGUUAUGACAUAUUUUCUUAUAUUAUCUAUGGUGCUUGUUAUCAACCGUUUUUAAAAUCAAUAUUUCAGCUAAAUUUGAUUAAAGUCUAUAUACUAUUUGAUUUUAAAAAGUGUAAACAGGUAUCUAAAUUAAUAUUUUUUAGCAAUUCGGCGGUAAACCAUUGGAAUGUUUGACUCCGGACGUGUUUUCUGGGUCUUGGGAGGAGGUGAGUUUAUUGUAAUAUUAUUGUUUUGGCUAUUUUGGAGGUUGUUUUAUAACAUUGAAUGUAAAAUAAGGCUUUUAAAUCUGAUUAUGAAAAACUUUGUUAUAAAUUUUAAAGUUGAGGUAUAUUCGACCAGUCGAUAUUUAAAGUUGAGGUGUAUUCGAUCAGUCGAUAUUGGUUUCACGGAUUUUAAACUUUUAAAGUAAUGUAAAAUACGGUGUCGAUGGCUCUCUUUUGUUUAUAUUUAAAAUUACCCGACCAGUUGAUACAAUUCAAAACCAUUUACAUCGAUUUGAUACCUAAAAAUGAUGUUUUGGUUACCAAAUUUGGUAUAAUAACACGGUUUUUGUGUUCGAAAACCGACUGUUACCUAAUAACUUGAAUAGGGACAAGGCAAACAUUACCUUUAUAUAGUUGUACGUCUACGAAUUACUCAUGAAUCGGGGCUGUUUUUCACUUUGAUUUCUUGACACUUUUGGGAAAUUGGAUUGGUGAUCGAUUAGGGCAGGGUGAAUGAAUGUGGAUGGGGGUGGGUUGGGGCGUUAGAUGGUAAGAGAGCAGGGUAAGGUAUUUUAGAGUAAGACAGGGUAGAUUGUAGCAAAAGAGGUAUGGUAAGCUCAAUAGGAUACCUUUGGGCAUGGGUUUUUGAAAACUCUACUCAUGUUACCUGUCGUUUUACCAUCGUAUCUCUUUAAAACAACAUGGUAACCUCAAAAUAUGUUAACAUAUCUUCUACAGACUCUAGUGCAUCUUUUUGAUAGUUGUUUGGAUGAGUAGUUGUUUGGGAAUGUCUGCAAAUUUAGUUCUCAACAUAAGUCAUCACGUGUAAUAUAGACUGUUUGUUCACAGUGUUGAUUCUCAAUCAAUUUUUAAUCUUUUUUGGUUGAAAUUGGUUUUAAAUGAUAGUAAAAAGAACAAAGAUUAUUUUUGGUGUUGUUUUGGGCGUGGUAAAUUUGAUAAGCGGGGUGGAUUUUCAAAAUUUCUCAAAAAUUUGACGAUUUUUGGCGAAUUUUGGUUGAUUUUUGAUGAUUUUUUCAAAAACUGACAUUUCUUUUUGGAUAAAAAAGAUUUUCAACUAAAGGGCAACAUUUCUAGAUCUAUGUUAGAUACGUAUUCUUGUAAGUAUAGUUGAUUUAAGAGUAGUAUUUAGUCAAAAGCCAAGACAAAGUAUACUUGCACUUGAUGUAAAGGUAUUUACAGAGUUGCUACUAGAUGUUUACAUAGUAAAUAAAAGGUGAAAAGUCACGUCUGUUAAAGAAAAGUACAUUUGGGAGUGUUCCUAUUGGGGGUUGGUGUAGUUUUUUGUUGAAAUAGGGGUGAUUUCGAGAUGUUUUUGGGUUGUUUUGAGGUUUUUAAGAUUUAUUUGAUAUAAAUUUGUAGCUCAUAUGCUUGCUUUGCUUCACCUUGGUUUUAUAAUACGCCUGUUUUUACAGUUUUACCACAUUGCCUACUUUAACCCUACCUCUACUCCUACCCCUGUCUCUACCCCUAUCACCACCCCUACCCGUACCCCUACCCUUACCUCUAACCCUACCCCUACCCGUACCCCUACCUUUACCCCUACCCUACUCCUUAUCCCCUACACCUUACCUCUUACUCUUUCCGCCUUAACCCAUACCUUAUACCUGUACUAUUACCCUUAUUAGUACCGCUACUUCUAUCUUUAUACUUACGUUAGCUCUACCCGUACUUCUACUUUUAACUAUACUCUUUCCUCUGCUUUACCUUAACUUUUACCCUAUUUCCUGCUUUUUACCAGGCUGCGGUUGACAAGUUAUACGAUGCUGUUUAACUCUUAUUAUUAUUUUAUUUUUACUGUGAUGUAAAAUACGCAUAGGGUUUCGAAGUCAUUAAAAAAUGAAUUUUCAAAAUUUUAGUUUUAAAAAACUGAUGUGGUAUCUUCAUGGUGUACUAAAAUAACAUCUGGCUUGCUUAUUUUGGCUGUCUGUAAUUGUAUUCGUACUGUUAUUACUAUAGUAAGGCUAUAUGACAUAGCCAAUUACUUGGCCCAAGUUGAAUCGUACACAUAUUCAGUACCGUAUGACAUAGCCAAGGUAUAUCAACUACAUAUUCAGUAUCAUACGACAUAGUCAAGUGGUAUCAUUGAUAUAUAUAACAACGUAAAGUUUAACAUAUAUGACCUAGUAAAGUCAUAUUGUACUAGACACGGGUGAUGAAUAUCCUUGGCAAUGUUGUGAACUGUGGCCAGAUCUUCGCCGAUCCACCAACGUUCAGCGACUUUGCUGACACUGCCAAUUCUAUUGUGACCUCGAACUUCAUGAUUGUGUUGGCAUUGAUAAGUUCGUAUAAACAGUUUGGAGGGCAUCCAAUCGAGUGUCUUAUCCCUGAUUCAUUCCCUUUCUUGGGAUCUGAAAAGGUAAUGGUUUUGGUUUAUUCAGUCACUAUAUAGAGGUUAUGUUUAGACCUAUAUACUUACUAUAAUGAGGUAAUGUUGAAGCUUACUUAUUUUCAAAAAUUUUCAAAUUUGUUGUAAAAAAAUAUCGACUGGUCAGGUGAAAAAAUUAUAACUUUAAAAUAAACAAAAUUAAAAAAAUAUAUAUAAAAAAUUACUUAUUUUACUAACUAAAACAUCAAACUUUAUCUCCCAAUCUACUAUAACAUCUAAUUCUCACAUCAUUGUCUACUACAAUAUAAUUUUUAGUACGCCGAGAAUUUUUGCUGGGCCCAAGACACAUAUUCAGUACCAAUGAGUGAGAUAGUUGAUGGAAUGCCCAAGGACGAGAAAUAUCAGCGUCGCAUCAGUUACUAUCAAUGGGUGCCAUUCUUUCUUUUGAUCGAAGCUGCCUGCUUCAGACUUCCCUCACUGCUCUGGAAGUACAUGAGUGGUCAUUCGGGUAUCAAGAUCCAGGAGAUAUGCAAAUUAUCAUCGGAUCCCAACAAUAUCAAGCCUGACAUCAAGCGUGCCAACAUACGAUCCCUGGCCGUUCAUCUCGAAGGCGCACUUCGCUUCCACAAGCGGUUGAACAAAAAACAGCUGCGCCCACACAACCUGCUGAGAAUGUGUAACCUACCAUACUCGGCCUGCUAUGUUACAGUAACCUAUUUGAUCACCAAGUUUUGUUACCUGGUCAAUGUGCUGGUUCAGUUGUUCUUGAUGAACAAGUUCUUGGAGACGGACAAGUACCAGUUUUACGGGUUUGGUGCACUCUUGGAUCUGGUCAGAGGAAGGACGUGGGAAAGUAGUGGCGUCUUUCCUAGAAUUGCACUGUGCGACUUUCAGGUAGGGCUAAAAUUGAAUUUUGAGAUGGAGUGUAUGGGGAAGAUUCUGCGAGGUAGACAUGAGGAACCGGCCGGGUUUGAGAGUUAGGCCCGAUCUAAAUUUGGCUCAGGUCCGUCCCGGAUUGUUUUACUUGUACACGAGCCGGGCUGGGCCAAGUCUUGAUUUCCAGGCCUGGCCCGACCUAAAUUUGGGUUUCCCAUGUCUACUUGAGGAGGCGGGAGGGGGGGGCGAUCAUACCCUAAUCUAACAUACUAUAAUUUAUGGUAUGUUAGGAUGGGGCAGAGCACAGUAAGGUAUGUUUGAUAAAGUAGGGUAGGGGAUGGUAUGGGUAGCUAGUGUAUGGUAGAUCGUUCUCUUGUAGAGUAAUGGAUAGUGGGGGUACAGCAGAACAGGGACGUCGCUACGGUUUUACCUGUCGACCGAUUUUCGAAAAUUUUUUUUUUCGUUUUUUCACGUACAGGUACCUCUGUGGAUUUUUUUUCGGAUCGGCUCUGGGGGGGGGGAGCUACCCCGAACCACCCCCCCCUCCCUCCAAACGACGUCUCUGCAGCAGAAGGAUAUUACUCCACUCUACGGUACGGUGUAUUAGUGUGAGUGAUUCCGGAGUAAGAUAGGGUGCGUUACCGCUUCGUUAUCCUGGUGCUAAGCUACAGUAAGGCGGGGUACUAUAGGGUAAGGUAUGAUAGGGUAAGGUAGGGUAGAGUCGGAAACGGUAGAUUUAAGCACUGCUUGGUUACGGUAGAGUAAUAAUUCAAAAUACUUUUGUUCCAGGUCCGAGUGAUGGGCAACAUCCAAGAACACACGAUUCAAUGUGUUCUAGUGAUCAACAUCUUCAACGAGAAAAUCUUCAUCUUCCUCUGGUUCUGGUACGUCUUCCUAUUGUUAUUGACAGCCGGUUCCUUCCUCUAUUGGCUUCUCGUGGCCAUCUUCCCUUGGCCCAAUGUCAGGUUCGUGAAGCGACAUCUGGAGAUGAGUGAGCUGGACGUGGAUCCGGACGAAAAACAAAAAGAGGUCAAAAGAUUCGUAGACAAAUUCCUGAGGACUGAUGGUAUCUUCGUGUUGAGGAUGUUAACCUUACACUCCGGAGUCAUCUUUGGCACGGAAAUUGUCCAAGAGCUAUGGCAAAGGCAUUUCAAGGUGGAGCUGAAGAGGGCCAAUUCUGAAACCAAAAUUGGUAGGUUAAAUUUAUUUUUAGGAGGGGGGGAGGGGAUGAUUGAAUUUGUUUUUAGGGGUGGGGUGAUAAAAUUAUUUUUAGAAGUCGGGGUGGGUGUGGUAAAAGUUUUAUUUUUGAGGGUGGGGUAAAAUUUAUUUUGAGGGGGUAAAAUGCAUUUGUGACAAAAUCCAUAUUUUUAGGUAAUGUGGGGGUGGUAAAUUUUUUUUCCGGGAGGGGGGGGGAGGUGGUAGGGUAGGAAAUGGUGUUGCAGGGCAUGGUGGGAGUAGCUUGGCUUGAGUAAAGUACGAUAGGACAAUGUAGGAUAUCGGGGUAGAGCAGGGUAGGGUACGGGCAGGAUAGGGCAGUGCAGUAUAGGUAAUGGGUAGGGUUGGCCUGUAUGGGUGGAGUAUGAGGUUAAGGCUCAUUUUAAUUUUUUUUUCAAAAACAGGAAUUUAAAAUAAUUUCAAUUUCCAGGCUCCCCCUCCAAGUCAUCUCUGUUUGACAGUCCUAGCCCAAAGACUAAUGAAUUGAGGAAUCGAAGGUACAACGAGCCUCAAAGGUUUUAUCCAGACAUUCGUCGAAAUUCGAGUGUGACAGAGCAGCUAAUCGCCCCACCCCCACCGCCCGACUACGUUCUACGCGAACUCAUGGCCAGAAGUCAGGCCAAUUCUCCAAGUAAGUCAAUAAUAACAUAAAUAUUUUUUUAAUUUUUAAAUUUUUUGGUUUUCAAGGGCACAGAUUGCUAAAAAAUGGAUUUGUAAGGGCGCAGCUUGCUAAAAAAUUUUAUUUUUAAGGGUGCAACUAGCUAAAAAUUGGAUUGGUAAGGGCGCAGCUUGCGAAAAAAAUGUUUUGUAAGGGCGCAGUGUACCUUAAAUUUGUAAAUAAGAAAUUUAUGUUUUUAAUUUUAAAAAAUGCGAUUUUUCGUAUUUUACUGCAGUUGUAAACUUAAAAUGUUAGGUUUUCAAUGGCGCAGCUUACCAAAAAACAUUGAGUUUGCAAGGGCGCAGCUUGCCAAUACAAUUCAAAGUAAUUAAAAUUUAAUAAGAUUUUUUAAAGUAAUUGUUAUUUUAUUGUUCGUAUUUUACUUAUAUUUUUUGAAAAAUUACAGUUUUUGAUUUUCAAGGGCGCAGCUUACCGAAAAAAUGUUUUAUAUGUCUACCCCUCCUCCUGUUCUGCUAUAGUGUAUAUGUUGUUACUACAGUAACUUUGUCGUACGUCCUUUUUGUUUAUGUUGCUAUGAAUGUUGUAACGCUGUUGUACAUGUCGUUUCCCAUUCUCAGGUACACAAUCCACCUCACCCACCGUUCAACCGGUCUCACCUCAGCCUCCAGCGAACAAUAACAACAUCUACGAGCACCACCACCCCUUCCCCAAGCCAUAUCACCACUUUAACGAGCUACCACCCCCAACCUCGGCCGCUGCCACGCCCAUCACCGAGCCGAUACGAGAGGUACCCGAGCCAAGGCAGGUCCGGCUUACUGUAACUCCGACUGGGCCGGCGACGGCCGCGGUGCUGCGACCUUACAGUAGGGAUCAAUCACCUGGAGAUCAUCUGAAUAAGAGGAGCUUGGAAGGUAAGGUAGCUAUCGUAAUGUGUAUAUUAUACUAUGUACUGUAUAUGGUUGUGGUAGUGAUAGUGGUAGUAUUACAUAGUGGCAUUUGUACUGUGGUUAUUGGUUUCUGUAGGUGGUUACGGUAGAGAUUUGGCUUAUAAUUUGUGUUGUGCUUGGUACGGUACGGUAGGGUUGGGUAUGCUAUGGUAAAAUAGGGUAUGGCCGAAUGCAGUAUCCUAUGGUAGAGUAGGAUACGGUAUGGUGUAGAAGGGUACUGUAGGAUAUAAUAAGGGUAGGGUAGGCAAGGAUAAGAUAGAGUAGGGUAGGGUACUGUAGGAUAGUGUAGAGCAGGAUCGGGUAGGGUGUUUAUGUUAGUGUAGGGUACUGUAGAGUAGGGGGUAUACUUUAAGACAAGCAAGGGCUGCAAUACAGUAUGACUCUAGUAAGGUAAACCUACCGUAAUUUAUGGUAGGGCAGGGUAAGGGAGGGCAACGUAAGAUGGGGUAUGAUAAACUUUUUUGGGGGUGGAUUUAAAAAAAUUUUUUUUAAUUUUGGUUUUCAAGCUGCGUCCUUCUUUAGGUAUAUAGUCAAGUAAAAUUAUAACCUUUUUUUAAAUGGCAACCUGCGCCCUUUGUUAGGCCAAUUUUUAUUUUUGUUGGUUCUGACUUGUAAUUUUUAAAAUACGAGAUGAGCCACUUUGAUAUGAUAAGCCAUUUUUUUAAAUUAAAAUUUUUCAUUUUAAAAUUAAAAAAUUUCGAGCUGCGCCCUGGCUAAUUUAAAAAAUUUUUGCAAAUGGGCUUAAAAAUGAAAAUUAUGAUUGAAAACAUGCCUAAAAUGAUUAAAAAACCAUAAAUACUUAUCAAUUUUCAUUUCAGCUCGACCUGCCGACCCACCUCGCAAAGGUGGUCCAGUGGCCUUUAACUAA
Messenger RNA from Bursaphelenchus okinawaensis, 7861 nucleotides. Lineage: Eukaryota; Metazoa; Nematoda; Chromadorea; Rhabditida; Aphelenchoididae. The record is from the annotation of a GenBank genome assembly.